Molecule: messenger RNA, 3493 nt
Organism: Paramuricea clavata
Lineage: Eukaryota; Metazoa; Cnidaria; Anthozoa; Malacalcyonacea; Plexauridae
Source: the annotation of a GenBank genome assembly
CUACGAAUUACGAACGUUUAAGAAUAAACAGAGUAGACACUGAAUUACAAACUUAAGUUUCCUUAAUGUCGGCGAUAGAGAAGAUUGAAUUUUCUAGCGAGUUGCUAAAGAAAGGAAACAAAGCGACGCUGGACAAGAAGCUUGACCAGACGCUUCGAGCCGUUUGUGGCCUUUUAAACGCCAAUGGCGGCCGUGUGAUCCUUUUCACAGAAGACGGUUGCUAUUCUGAAGGUUUUGUGGACGAUAUUACGCGAAGAAUUGAACAAAAGUUGUCUCCUUUCUGGGACAUUACAGUCACUCGCAAGGUGACCAACCGGGAAUUACAUUUUUGUGUCGAAGCAUCACGGUCAUCGUGCCAGCCAUAUACUCUCAACUACAACUUGUACCAUACAAGCGAAACUGAAGUUCGAAAGGUUCUUCCGUCAACGCCGAGGGAAAGAGUAAUAGAUCUUGUCCAACGUACUUCUAGAAAACGAAAGCUGCAUGAGCACUACAAGUUCGGUAACCACUGCCGAAAGUUUACUUAUGGGAAAACAGUUUCAUUACGAGAAUCCAAGAAUACACAAUUGAAGAAGUUAACAGAUAAAAAAUCUGGAAAAAAUGACCUUGCUUCACGGAUAACAAACAAGGCCAACAAGCUCAUUUGUUAUGUUUCAGGCUUUGCAAAUGGUGAAGGAGGUAACAUCUAUUAUGGUAUAACCGAAAAAGAUGGAUCAAAUAUUGUCGAAGGGCAGAUAGUAGAUGAUCGGGAUGAAAUAAUCAGAGAAGUGGACAAAACAAUCAGAAAAAUGACUUGGCCAGUGGGUGAUCCACAGAGAGGCAAGCAUUGGGAAAUCUUUUUUGAACCUGUAGCAGGGGUAGAGGAAAGCGAGUCCAAAUUUGUUAUUAUAAUUUCUGUUGCCCCCUCUCCAAAAGCGGUGUUCGCCGAAGUGCCAGAGAGUUAUAAAAUGGUUGGUGGGAAAGCGACUAAACUAGGUUAUACAGAGUGGAAGAAAACAUUAUUACAGCAUCAAAUUUCAUACAAAUCUAAAGAAACUGUAGUCUUUGAACAACCAAGUGUCAUACGUUGCAGUUGGAGUUCCUCGUCUGCAAAGCUUGAGUAUGCCAGAAUAAGCCAUAAGCUUGUGCAACUUCGCAAUGAUGGUGAUCGAAGUAAGUUUACAAAGUAUGUUGAAGAACAAAAACAUGUAAGUCUCAAUGCAAGAAUUAUAUGUCAGCAGCAGGAAGCUGGCUACCUCCUGAGAGAAAGUAAUGUCAAGAAAGCAGACGAAUUACUUAAGGAAAAUCGAUCACUUUUAAUGAAAUCUAAAGAUGCUCCAAUCUUUGAACUUACAUGGUUGUAUUGGGAAAUCACUGCAAAGUACUCACAACCUGGUGAUCUGGAAGAGAGAGAAGAGCUUUUUACUGGUGCUAUGCAGAAGGCGCAACUAGUAUCAGAAUUUCUUAUUGGUUCUUGGGUUCUGGUCCAAAAGACAAGAACGUUAGAGGCACAGAUUGGUGAAGGAGAUGAAACUCAAGAUAAGGAACUGAUUAGCAAAUGCAAGGCAAGUUAAAUAGUUUUGCUUGUCAAGUUGUAGUUUCUCAGCUUCUCAGCUGUAGAGUCCCAACUAGGAUUUGAACCAGAGACUAUGUAACAUUAGCCUGAUUACUGAUGUAACCUAAUGCUUUUUAGACUACGUCAUAGACUAUACUCGAUUGUACGAGGAAUCGAGUAUGAUCUAUGACGUAGGCUAAUGCUCUAUCUACUAGCCCACUUAAACUUAGGUGGUCAGCUGAGGUAAACUUGGGUAUUUAUGCAUACGUACUAGGUCGAGUUUGGCACGUAACAUCAGUUGUGUUGUUAUGACAAGUACCUGUUGGCAGUGGCGGCUUCAAGGGAGAGGGGGGGGGACAUGGGAGGGGGCAUAAUAGGGGAGCCCCCUCCCCCUAGAAUAUUUAAUACUCUAGCUUUUUCAUAUAGUAUGCUGGAUUAACUGACCCCCGCUCCCCCAAAGAAAAGAAGGUGCCUGGCGCUGCCACUGCCUGUUGGACUACAAAUUGUUUUUGUCACUCAAAGUUUCUAGUCACUCACUCACUUACUCAUCAAGAUCUACUGUCUUUUUUCUCUGGGUGAGUCUCGGCUCAUGACUCCGUGGACUUGUUUCGCAGCCCAAGUGAAAAGAGUUCGUAAACACCGCCAAAAGCCGUGGGUUUUCUCCAGGUACUCAGGUUUUCUCCCACAGGGAAAGUUGGCAGGGUGGAAGUAAGAAAAUAGCUGUUGUGAAGUUAAUAUUUAACAAAUUCGAAACUGUUUUGCGGUGUUUGCAUGACGUGAUGAAAACAUGAGGAAGAGUUUGGAAGAACUUGAAAACUGUUUUGUGAGCCCAAGAAAGAAUGUCAAGGGCUUACACAACUGGUUAUGCAGUUGUGCAGGCAAGUUGUGCAAACACGGCAAAACAGUUUCUGUUUUCUUCAUAAAAUACAGUGUAAGCCGAAUAAACAAGUGAAACAAGGACAAAACAUUGCUUUUUUUGCCACCAAACUGUCAUAAUUAAUGGUGGUGGGUGACGGUGAUGCAAGGACCACAUGUUGCCUAGCCUUAUGCAAACACGGUAGUUGACCAAUCACAGCAUGCGACCUUUAGUAAGACACCACUUAUUUUAUGAUGCAUAAAACUUGAUAUAAUCGGCCACUGAAAAUCUUUGAACUGGGAAUGAGCUGAAUAAUAUAUAAUGAUGCUUAUUUUGUUUUUUCUUUUUCUUUUUGCAAGGCAAAUUACCUGGAGGUGCUCAGACAGGUGGCAGUCUUGGAAGAGUCCUCUGCUGUGGUAGCUCUCAAGCAAAGAAUGCAUACCAGCCUGGCUAGAAUGUACUUAGGGUGCUACCGAUGCCGUGGCAAGAUGACCCGCAAGUUAGAUUGUACGGUGGCUGAUCGUGAGGAGGCGCAAAGAAUGCUUGAAAUCGUUGACCGGUCACACAAUAAGGGAUGGCCACGAAGGCAGCUGUGUAACUGUGAAUGGUACUUGUUACGCUCUGAACAAGACAUUCGAAACUGGAGUGAGUAUGGGAACGACCAGUACCUAGAGUCAGCUUAUGGAAACAGUAUGGAAGCUUUCAAGAUUGCCAAAAUGUUAAACUUUAAGCAUUUUACAGAAUAUGCUGAGGAACAACUUAGUUAUCUUAAGGGGAAAUUGGGAGAAUAAUGAAGAUGCACCUUGCUUUAUAAAAAUGUAUUGGAACAUUACUGAAUUGUUAAUGAUAACAGCUAUUAAGAACUUUGAAUGGUUUGUAAUGUAACGUAAAGUGACAUGCAGUAACCCCAUAAUUUUCACAUCAGAAAUGUAUAUAAAUAAUAAUUAACUAAUAAUAAAAAAGUUCAGUGCAGGAUGCAUGAGUAUCGCAUUUACCUACGAAAGUAUGUGAUCUUACUUCUGGUCUUUACAAGUCAAUUAUUCAGAGAGAUAAACACGCCGUCCGGAAAGCGGGACGAAAAUAUUCGGAACAAUGAACUGUUG